Punica granatum (pomegranate) is the source of this 1100-nucleotide messenger RNA. The record is from RefSeq and is a predicted model, not a curated record. Lineage: Eukaryota; Viridiplantae; Streptophyta; Magnoliopsida; Myrtales; Lythraceae.
GUCCGUCGUCGACGUCAUCCAUUCAGUUCGGAAGAUAGAGAGUAGAAGGAUAGAAGAAAGGAAGGUGGCCGGAGCGGGGAGCUUCCGAUUGAGCUUCGAGUGAUGCCAACGGCGGCGGCGGCGGCGGCGGCGGCGGCGGCGGCGGCGGCGGCGGCGGCGGCGGCGGCCUCCAACGCUCUCCUCAGAUGUGGCCUCCACUUCAUAUCCUGGCGUCGGCCUCUACUCCUCCCCGCCAGCGCUAAAACAAAAACGCCAUCAUCUCUAAGCAUCGGGCGCGGCGGCGCUCUGCUGCUGAGGGGCGGGGUUGCUCUUGCUCCGUCGUUUUGCACGGCCUCCCCGGACGCUGCUUCUGCUGCCACCUCCGAUGCCGUGGAGGAGGCGGCCGCCGGCAACAGCAGCAAUGGCAGCGCGGGAGCGGCGAUUGACGUGAAGGAGGUGGCGAACACGCUCGACCUCAGGGUUGGGCGCAUCCUCAAGGCGUGGAGGCACGAGGAGGCCGACACCCUGUACGUGGAAGAGGUGGACGUCGGGGAGGCUGAUCCCCGCAUCAUUUGCAGCGGCCUAGUCAAAUACGUCCCUCUCGACCUCCUCCAGGGUAGGAAUGUGGUUGUCCUGGCUAAUCUCAAGGCAAGAAAUAUGCGUGGUGUUAAGUCGUCUGGAAUGCUUAUGGCUGCUUCAGAUGCAUCUCAUGAGAAUGUCGAGCUUCUUGUCCCUCCCGAAGGUUCAUUGCCUGGUGAGAGGAUAUGGUUUGGCUCCGAAAGUGAUAAAGAAACUCUACCUCCCGUUGCAACACCUAAUCAGGUUCAGAAGAAGAAGAUAUGGGAAAUGGUACAGCCCCAUCUUAAGACCGACGAAUCCCGCAACGCGAUUUUGCUCGGACAACAUCUUAUGCGGACCUCUGUCGGGGCAGUCACAUCCCCAUCACUUAAGAAUGCAAACAUAUCUUGAAAGCUGAAUGGCUGUAACCGCUCAAAAAUCCUCCCCUACUGCAUAAAUUUCUCUUUUUGCCAUAGAUGUUCGAGAUAUUCUCUCAGAAGUUUGGAUAAAAUAUUCGCACAUCAAUUUGAGCUCAUUCUAUCGAACUGUCAAGUCAUUUUCUU